Molecule: messenger RNA, 1202 nt
Organism: Carassius gibelio (silver crucian carp)
Lineage: Eukaryota; Metazoa; Chordata; Actinopteri; Cypriniformes; Cyprinidae
Product: protein SYS1 homolog
Exons: 4
Coding region: 244-828 (194 amino acids)
Biological process (GO): protein localization to Golgi apparatus; Golgi to endosome transport; Golgi to plasma membrane protein transport
Cellular component (GO): Golgi membrane; trans-Golgi network
Source: RefSeq, a predicted model, not a curated record
GCGGGACACGUGCAGAUUAUGACGUCACGCUCCCAACAGCUCAUCUAAGUUUCGCAUCCGGUUGAAAAUAAUAUUAUUAGCCUUAAAAUAAAGCGUCACCUAUCUAUAAUCUCGAUCUGACAGCGGCCUCGUCGACCUCAGGAUCACACUACGGAUGUGUCUUAUUCGGGGUUCGUGUUUUCAAAGCAUUAUAAUAACGUUACUCAAAGACGGAUGUCAACAAAGUCGCUGGUUAGCUAGCUAAUGCUAACAAACAGCCUGUUCGCCGCGGUUGAGACUCAAAUCUUGGGGCUGCUGUUAACCUUCCCAUCGAGCCGGUUUGGGGACGUGUGUCUAUCCCCCAUCAUCUCUUGGGAGAUGGGUAGUCAUUUCCGCAGCUACGUCUGGGAUCCGAUCCUCAUCAUCUCCCAGAUUAUUCUCAUGCAGUGCAUCUACUACAGCUUCUUGGGUCUGUGGUUGGCUGGUGUUGAUGGUUUGGUCCAUACCAGUAGAUCACUCGACCAGGUAUUUAAUUACGAGGUUCUUGGCUUUUCAACAACACAGGGUCGCUUGUCUAUGAUGGCAUUCAUUCUGAAUUCUCUCACAUGCGCUCUUGGCCUGUGGUUUUUCAUCCGACGGGGAAAGCAGUGUCUGGACUUCACAGUGACAGUGCAUUUCUUUCACAUGAUUGGCUGCUGGAUCUAUAACGCCCAUCUUCCAGCCGCCCUGUCAUGGUGGCUGGUCAACGUGGCCUGCAUGGCCCUCAUGGCGGUCAUCGGCGAAUACUUGUGCAUGCGGACAGAGCUCAGAGCCAUCCCUGUCAACACGGCACCUAAAUCCAACCUAUGAGGACUGUUUGGAGACAGAUGUGCAACAGCUGGUGUGUACGAGGUCUGGCCUGUUGACUGACACUGCGGUGGUUUUCUGGGAAGAUGACCAGAAGUGACUUGGUUAUUCUGUGAUGUUUUGGUCACAUCACUGUAUUUAAUCUGGAUGACGUUGAGAUGUGCCACAUGGGUUUCAUGCUGCAUCGCAUGAUGAUCCUAUGACUCCCCUCAAUCAGCAUCAUUUUCAAAAAGACUAUUGUAAUUAUUCUUAUUUAGGACCAAUUCUUCAUGAUUCAUGGAUGGCUACUGAAAAUAUGACAUUUGUCAUGGUCCGUUUUAAAAUUACAGAAACAUCAUGUAAAUCUUUAUCUAAAUAAAAUGCAACGUAAUCCUGAA